GGUAUCUAGUGGUGACUGAGGAUCCGGCUAGCUAAGUUGUCAUUUUAUAAUAUAUGGAGUCAGCACUGUUAGGAACCUAACUUUGGAGACAGGCUAAAAUUUUUCUUGAAGGGAAUUGUGGAACAGAACAGCUAAAUUUUUCAGAAGGAAGUUUCCAUCUAGGUUCCAAACUGGCAUGGAUCUUGAUGACUCUGCAGAAGAGUCUGAGGAGAAGGAAUAUUCUUCUGUCUGCGUUGGCAGAGAAGAUCAAAUUAAGAAAACCGAAAGAAUGACAGCUGUGGUCCACGACAGGGAAGUGGUCAUUUUCUACCACAAAGGAGAAUAUCACGCCAUGGAUAUCCGCUGUUACCACUCCGGAGGACCUUUACAUCUGGGAGAAAUAGAGGAAUUUGAUGGACGACCGUGUAUAGUUUGCCCUUGGCAUAAAUACAAAAUUACUCUGGCAACAGGAGAAGGAUUGUACCAGUCUAUCAACCCUAGAGAUCCAACAGCAAAACCCGAGUGGUGCUCCAAAGGAGUAAAGCAAAGGAUUCAUAAGGUGACAGUGGACAACGGGAAGAUUUAUGUAACUCUUUCUAAAGAGCCUUUCAAGUGUGACUCAGAUUUUUAUGCCACCGGAGACUUCAAAGUAAUUCGGAGUUCUUCCUGAUAAAAUAUAUGGAAAUGAACAAUG
Tupaia belangeri chinensis (Chinese tree shrew) is the source of this 673-nucleotide messenger RNA. It is a transcript of the gene RFESD, whose product is annotated as Rieske Fe-S domain containing. The coding region runs from base 176 to 649 and encodes 157 amino acids. Lineage: Eukaryota; Metazoa; Chordata; Mammalia; Scandentia; Tupaiidae. Gene Ontology annotation, molecular function: 2 iron, 2 sulfur cluster binding. The transcript has 4 exons. The record is from RefSeq and is a predicted model, not a curated record.